GACAAAGGAAUGAAGGAGAGGAAGAGCACAAAGGAGGAGUCGCUCCUGUGUGUGUGUGUGUGUGUGUGUGUGUGUGUGUGUGUGUGUGUGUGCGUGUGUGUGCGUGCACGCUGGCCUGUGAUUGGCUGCGCUCAGCUAGAUGCACCAGCAGCGAAAGAAGAUGUGAGCAGAGGAGGAGCAGGAGGCUGAUAGAGGAGCGCAUACAAAGAGCGAGUGAGGAGAGUGCACGUGUGUGCACGUGUGUGUGCGCAGCGGCGAGCUAAACGCACAGAGCAGGAGGAGGAAACCCGAGCUCCCCGUGGAUCUGCUCCUGCUGCUGUCGGCCCCGCUGCUAGCUUAGCCCGGCCCGGUUUGGACCCGGCGUGGAGGAGGAGGCGGUGCUGCCGCCGUGGGGGGGGGAUGGAGCGGUUCAUGGCCCUGCUGCGCCUGCUGAGCCGGAGGAGGCGAGGGAGGAGGUACCGCGCCGACGACGACUACCAGGAGGGCUACGAAGACGUUUACUACUACACCAGCAAGUACAGCACACACCUUCUGAAUGAAGGUCCGUACACCAAACACUCCGGCGGCUCUCGACCUCCAGAUGGCGCUCUGGCCAUCAGGAGGCAGAGCAUUCCAGACGAGUUUCGCGGCUGCACGCUGGUGGAGCUGAUGAAGAAGGAGGGAACCACGCUGGGGCUGACGGUGUCGGGCGGCAUCGACAAGGACGGGAAACCUCGGGUUUCAAACCUGCGUCAGGGAGGCAUCGCUGCCAGGAGCGACCAGCUGAACGUGGGCGACUACAUCCGCUCGGUUAACGGCAUCAACCUGGCCAAGUUCCGGCAUGACGAGAUCAUCAGCCUGCUGAAGAACGUGGGCGAGCGAGUGGUGCUGGAGGUGGAGUACGAGCUGCCGCCCGUCUCUGUGCAGGGGUCAGGAGUUGUCUUCAAGACCGUGGAGGUCACGCUGCACAAAGAAGGAAACAGCUUCGGCUUCGUCAUCAGAGGCGGAGCCAGUGAGGACAGGAAUAAGUCCCGCCCCAUUGUCAUAACGACCAUCAGGCCCGGCGGACCGGCCGACAGGGAGGGAACCGUCAAACCAGGAGACCGCCUGCUGAGCAUCGACGGGAUUCGUCUCCACGGCAGCACGCUGUCCGAGGCCCUGAGCAUCCUGAAGCAGUGCGGGCAGGAAGCCACGCUGCUGAUCGAGUACGACGUGUCAGUCAUGGACUCUGUCGCUACAGCCUCCGGCCCUCUACUGGUUGAAGUCGCCAAGGCAACCGGCUCCAGUCUGGGAGUGGCCCUCUCCACCUCCAUGUUCUGCAACAAACAGGUCAUCGUCAUCGACAAAGUCAAACCCGCCAGCAUCGCAGACAGGUGUGGUGCUCUUCAUGCAGGCGAUCACAUUCUCUCUGUUGACGGCAAAUCGAUGGAGUUUUGUUCUCUGGCUGAAGCUACACAGCUGCUGUCUGCUGCCUGUCAGACCGUCCGGCUGGAGAUUCUACCCCAACACCAGGCCCGACCGGCCCUGAACGCACCGCAACAUGUCAAGGUGCAGCGUAGUCCCCGCCCUCUCCCCUGGGAAACUGGAGGCUCCGCCCCUGUCCUCCCUCCCUACCACUACAACACGUACCAUCCCGACCAAUCAGGUGCCAGAUCGCACCACCGCCAUGCAAACAACCCUCCUCUCAGCCACUCGUUCUCUCCUGGAUCCAUGUCAGCCUACAGUCUCUCGUCCCUCAACAUGAGCACCCUGCCCCGGAACAUGUAUCCCACAAGCCCCCGCAGCACCAUGAUGAGGAGGAAGGCCAAGAAGAAGGACUUCAAGAGUUCCUUGUCCCUGGCCUCCAGCACCGUGGGGCUCGCCGGUCAGGUGGUCCACACCGAGACCACCGAGGUCAUGCUGGUGGGCGACGGCAUCAUGGGCUUCGGCCUGCAGCUGCAGGGCGGAGUCUUCGCCACGGAGACGCUGUCAUCGCCGCCGCUCAUCGCCUACAUCGACCCAGACAGCCCGGCUGAAAGAUGUGGCAUCCUGCAGAUCGGAGACAGAAUCCUGUCCAUCAACGGCGUCCCGACCGAAGACUCCACCCUGGAGGAAACCAACCAGCUGCUCAGAGACUCCUCCAUCACGGCGCAGCUCACGCUGGAGAUCGAGUUCGACGUCGCAGAGUCCGUGGUUCCCAGUUCAGGAACAUUCCACGUCAAGCUGCCAAAGAAGCCGGGGGUGGAGCUUGGAAUCACCAUCAGCUCACCGUCCAACAGGAAGCCCGGAGACCCUCUGAUCAUUUCAGACAUCAAGAAGGGCAGCGUGGCUCACAGGACGGGAACGCUGGAGCUGGGAGACAAGCUGCUGGCCAUCGACAACAUCCGGGUGGAGAACUGCUCCAUGGAGGAGGCCGUCCAGAUCCUGCAGCAGUGCGAGGAGCUGGUCAAGCUGAAGAUCCGCAAAGACGAAGACAACUCCGACGAGCAGGAGGUGUCCGGCAGCAUCAUCUACACCGUGGAGCUGCAGAGGUACGGAGGCCCACUGGGAAUCACCAUCUCCGGCACCGAGGAGCCCUUCGACCCCAUCAUCAUCUCCUCGCUGAGCAAAGGGGGGCUGGCUGAGAGGACGGGCGCCAUUCACGUGGGCGACCGCAUCCUGGCCAUCAACAGCAGCAGCCUGAAGGGGAAGCCGCUGAGCGAGGCCAUCAGUCUGCUGCAGCAGGCGGGGGAGACGGUCACGCUGAAGAUCAAGAAGCAGGGGGAGCUGUCCAGCCCAAAGACCUGCAUCAUUGGUCCAGGCUUGGGGGCGGGGCUUAACCAUGAGAACCAGGACGGGGAGGAGGAGCCCGUCAUCACCGUGGCGCCUCCGACGGCCCAGCGAGCGUUCAGCACCCUGCCGUCCGUGGACAGCGACGUGGAGUCCUGGGACGGUUCCAACGUGGACAGCAGCUUCAGUGGAACGAUGCCGCCGUUUCAGUACAGCUUCCACGACUGGCGCCACCUGAAGACCAACAACAGCCAGACGUCCUCGGCUCGCCAACGAGCCAAUCCGCUGUCGGACCUGGGGCUGAGCGACGAGGACUGGGACCGCCCACUGCUGGGGGGGUUCAAUGUGGGACAUGACGGGACAGAACCGGACCAGGAGGAGAACUUCUGGUCUCAGGCCUUGGAGGACUUGGAGACCUGCGGUCAGAGCGGCAUCCUCAGAGAGCUGGAGGCAACCAUCAUGUCAGGCUCCACCCUCAGUCUGAACCAUGACCCCACCCCCCUGCGCAGCACUCUGGGGCGCCAGGCGAGCUUUCAGGAACGCAGCAAUUCAAAGCCGCAGGUGACUCCCCGCUCCAACACCCUCCCCUCUGACCCUCAGCGCAGAGCCUUCGCCAUGAGGAAAAUGAGGCAGGAGGUCAACGACAUCCUGAACCAGAACCCUGUGGAACUCCAUAAGCUCGUUCUGGAGAAGAGCUCGGACCUGGAGGACUUUGGUUUCAGCGUCUCUGACGGCCUCCUCGACCGCGGUGUCUACGUCAACAACAUCCGACCAGGAGGCCCCGCGGAGAAGGGAGGUCUGUGUGCGUACGACCGAAUACUUCAGAUCAACCACGUCCGGACGCGGGACUUCGACUGCUGCCUCGUGGUUCCUCUCAUCGCGGAAUCUCCGAACCGUCUGGAACUGGUCAUCAGCCGGAACCCCUCCUCCUCCCCCGCCACUAUGACCAAUCACAACAAUGGCGCCACCAACUGCAGCCCCGCCCCUCAGCCGACUGGCGACGCGGUCGGACCCUCUGAGCUUUGUACUGAUCAUGUGGACGAGGGCGGUCCAAUCAAGUGGAACCAACCAGGAGACGGCUUAGGGGCGGGGCUUGGGUCAGUUACUAAUAGUUCUUUAUAGCAGACAAAGCUGUUAGAACCAGACUGGACCGGACUGGAUCUGUGGACUCAAAGGUGCUACACCCCUCCCCCCACCCCUCCCCCGGUAAGGUUCAAAGCAGCCUAAAAGCACACCGCCUCCGGUCCCAGCCCGGCCCACGGUUCCGGUCUUGGACUUUGGGUUCUACCAGCCUGGAGUUCCUGCUGGGGGAAAUGUGAGUCCUGGAGGGGAGCAAGUUCUGAUGAACUUAGAGGGACAGACUCGGUUCUAAGGGGGGCAGAACUUCAGGACUGUUCUGGCGGUCCAGUUUGAGGGAGUUAUGAACCUGAUUAAGACUUAAGUCCAUGUUUGUACUGGCUUCAGACUCAGAACCAGAACCACUGAUGGACCAGGAGUCCAGAAUCUAGAAACUGUUAAUUUACUCAAAAGGUUGCCAAGGAGACGGAGGAUGCUCCAAUCAGAGUCGAGCGUUUGGUGGAGGUCCAGAUGUUCCGGGUUAGCGCCUCGUUGAGAGAGACCCGGGUUCAGAGGAGCUCAGAAUAGAACCUGAGAUCUGAAGAUCAGGAUCAGAACUGAGUCCUGUAGAGCUGUGGGGUCCGGUCCUGAUCCACGGAUCCAGCUGUGGUAAAAUCCAGGCUCUAGGGUUCUGAAUCGUCUGUGUUUGUCAGAUGAUCCUAUGCAACUUUGUAGUGUCAAAGCUCGGAAGGCCUCAGGUGGGAAACGCAGUGAAUUAUUCAGACAUUUGAUUGGUUGUUCUUUGAGAAGAGAAGAGCGAUGAAGUCCGUGAGCAGCUGGUUCUGAUUGGAGCAUCCUGUAGACAUGUGGGCGGGCACACAGACCCGGAGAGGUCAAAGGUCUCCGCUCGGUGCCAUAGAUGAGGAAAACUGAGCAGAUCAAUAGAGUCUUUUCUACUGUUUACACCCGUCAGACUGGCCACACUGUGUCUGUGUGUGUCUGUGUGUGUCUGUGGGGGGAGUGUGUGUUACAUGUGUGCAUUACACACAAGGCCAGUUAAACCCCACCCACCUCGAUUCUUCCAUCCUCCUCCUCUCCUUCCUCGACCAAUAGGCUGUCAGGAUUUCAGCUGGUUGGCUGGAACCAAUCAGAAAAGGUGAAAUCUCCUGGCCAUCAGUGAUUUGUCAGUUUGUGUGUUCAGGGGAACCAAUCAGCUCCCAGCACCCAAGUCAGUGAUCUAUUAAUGCUACUCAAUAGGUGUGUUUUGAUCGACUGUUUGUCAGUUCUGUUUGUUGCCGUGGAGACGAUAUAAAAACAAAAAAACGCUGUUCCAGUCCACAUCGAACCAGCCGAACCCCGACCCUUCACCUCAUGACCACGACAACCAUCCAAUGACACGACAGGAAAUGACCAUCAACACCUGUGCUGUGUGUUUGAGAGUCCAGACCUUCUGGUUUGGUUCUGAUCCGGACCUCUGCUGUUGGAACGGUUCCCUUCAGCGUGAACGCAGACAGACGUUCACAGGGAGGAGAACCAAACAGCCACGGCAGGAAUCUGAAGACGCAUGUUUGGAAAUGCAUGCUGGGUAAACGAGGCGUAGUGAGCGUUCUGUGAUUGUGAGGAUGAGCCGUUUUUCUUCUUCCUGCUUUGAUCCGGUUUGGAAGAAAGCGCCUCCAAAAGAGCAGCGGAUGAAAGGGGGCGUGGCUUAGCACCUCCGUCCAUGGGACAGUCCCAGUGUGACCAGCACAAGCCGCCCUGCUAACAGUCCAGCCUCUGCUCUGAUUGGCUGACCUGACUUCAAUCAGGACGCUUCAGAUUUUAAGCACAUUGCUAGCAUGUUGUCAGUUGGUGGCUAGCAACCGCUGAGCACAGUUCUAGCAUAGCCAUGACGUGUGGCUACAGAUAGCACAAGGCUAACCCGAGCUACAUUUACCACCAGGUCAGUUAUUCCAACUCCAAAGAGGACUGAUUAGCAGUUAGCACAACGAAGGAGAGGUUAGCAGGAUACUAACGCGAAGAGAACAGUGUGUUAUCAUGGACUGCGUUGACUGUAUAUGAACCCCCCCUUCCCUCUUCCCCGUGUUUUUUCUGUAGUUCUAAACUGACCAAUCAGAUACCUCAAUGACAGUGGGCCGAGCCUGCUGGCCCCGAAAAUUCAAAAUGUUUGAUACAUUUCUUCUAGCUCACUUUCAAGUGGCGGGGGUGUGGCCUUCUAGCAAGUUUACUCCUGAUUGGUAAAAGUGGUUACCAUAGAAACGAUGACUCAGAGCGACAUGGCGGCUGUCUCACGAAAAAAAGGCGACUGAAUUGGUUUGGUUGGAUCUCAAAGUGAACCAUUUUCUAUGGGGCGGGGGUGUCACACUCAGUCCAGUUCUCAUAUACAGUCAAUGUUUAAACGCAUCGUCAAUAUUUACCAGCUGGAGCGUUGAGGUUUGGCUAGCUCAGCUUUGAUUAGCCGCUAGCUGCUGUGAACGGCACCAAAGGACCCACAUGGAGUCGAUGUUUCUGAUGUGAACGCUCUUCGUCUUAAUACACAUCAUGCAGUAUUUAUUAACUCAGUGCUAGCUAGUUAGCCUAGAUAGCACUAGCUAGGCUAACCUGGCUAGCAUAGCACAGGACUAACGCGAUCAUUCUUUCAUUUUGCUGUUUGCACAUGGACCGAUGUUCUACAGUGUCAGACUCCGUCAGUUGUGUUGUUUUCUGCUCCAGUUCUCCUGGAAACAGGAAACGCCUGAAUUACCUAAAAACUGCUCGGGGUCAAACCGACAAACUGACCCGGAUUCAGGGAGUUUGGAGGGCGGCUGCUGCUUUAUCCAGAACACGGUUGUCACGGUUACCGAGAACCCAACAAUCCCGAACGUCGUAUUGUCUUGAGAUGCUGUCCGCACACCGGUCACAUCUGCUCGUGAGUGACUCCAGAACACGCUCAGCUGGUGGUCAUGGCUAAAGGGGGCGUGGCUUAAGAGGGUUCGAUGAGUGCGAUCUAAAGCCAUACACACUGUGUUUGUGCGUAUGUUCUAACCGUGCGUGUGUUAUUGUGCGCGUGUGUGACAUUGCAAGGAUUUGCACUCCAGCUCCGCAGUACAUCCACCCGCACGCACGCACGCACGCACGUGCACUGCACUGCCAUUCAAAUAGUGGGUCAGAUUCCUGUUCAUGUAGCUUCACCAACCAAACUGUAUUUUUGUUUUCUUUAAAGGAACAAGGAUGUUGUAAAGUAUUUUUGUACAAAUUUAAUACUUUGGUAGCAUGAGGUUCCUGGUGUUUGUCCCGUCCACCGAUCCCCUCCACCCCCACCCCGUCUUUUUUUAUGGACUACUGAGCAACAAUAAAGCGAGAUGGGAGGACGUGACUCCACGUGUGGUCUAACGUUAGCACAUGCAUUCAGACGUGUCUGUUUGGGUUUCCUGUCAUGUAUAUAAUGUUUCACAUUAAACUCAACAAAAGUUUUACAUUUGUAAA
Molecule: messenger RNA, 7245 nt
Organism: Oryzias melastigma (Indian medaka)
Lineage: Eukaryota; Metazoa; Chordata; Actinopteri; Beloniformes; Adrianichthyidae
Gene: grip1
Product: glutamate receptor interacting protein 1
Biological process (GO): neurotransmitter receptor transport, endosome to postsynaptic membrane
Molecular function (GO): nuclear glucocorticoid receptor binding
Source: RefSeq, a predicted model, not a curated record